This is a messenger RNA of Aphidius gifuensis, 5219 nucleotides long. It is a transcript of the gene arr, whose product is annotated as low-density lipoprotein receptor-related protein 6. The transcript is spliced from 3 exons. NCBI's taxonomy places the organism in Eukaryota, Metazoa, Arthropoda, Insecta, Hymenoptera, Braconidae. The record is from RefSeq and is a predicted model, not a curated record. Gene Ontology annotation, molecular function: protein binding. Bases 189 to 5153 code for a protein of 1654 amino acids.
AAAUAAACAACAAGUUAUAUUUCGUUUUUUUUUAUUUGUUUUUUUUUUUUUUAAUUUGACACUUGUUUAUCUUUUUGUUUGGUGGCUUUUUUUGGAAUAAUACUUGAAAGUGUUAGUGAUAAAAUGUUUAAAUUUAUAUAUAUAAUGUAAAUUAAUAAUAAUAUUGUUAUAUUAAAGCCAAUUUUAGAAUGGCACUUGUGAUACUGAGGAGCGUCCUUGCAACUUGCAUCUUAUUUCAGUGCACUUUUGCAAUUUCAAAUGAUAACAACAAUGCCAAUAACAAUGGUUUACCAUCAGUGUUGCUUGGUACAGAAAGAGAUAUACGUUUAUUAAAUGGAUCACCUAAACAAUAUACAACAAUUGUUAAAUCAGUAUAUCCACAAGGUGUUGUUAUUGAUUAUAAUAUAGAAAAAAAUAUAAUAUGUUGGAUUGAUAAUAAACUUGAAGUAUUACAAUGUCGUAAAUUAAAUAGUACAGAUAAUUAUGUACUUGUUAAUUCAUCACAUGCACAACCAGUUGGUCUAGCAUGUGAUUGGGUAACAAAUAAAAUAUAUUGGACAGAUUCAGAAAAACAUCGUAUUGAAGUUAUUGAUUUAUCAACAUUAUUAACAUUACCACCAUCAAAAUUAUCAUUAUCAUCAUCAUUAGCAAAUAAUGAACAAUAUCGUAAAAUAUCAAAAGUAUUAUUUUGGAAUGAUUUAUCAUCACCACGUUCAAUAACAUUAUCACCAAUUGAUGGUUUAAUAUUUUGGGCAUCAUGGGGUGGUUCACCAAAAAUUGAAAAAGCAUCAAUGAAUGGUGAUAAAACAACACGUAAAGUUAUUGUAACAACAAAUCUUGAAACACCAAAUAGUUUAAUUAUUGAUUAUGAUAAUAAAUUAUUAUAUUGGGUUGAUCAACGUCUUAAAAUAAUUAAUUCAGUUGAUUAUGAUGGUAAAAAUCGUAAAAUAAUAACAAAAGAUUUAUCAUCACCAUUUUCAAUAACAUUUUUAAAUAAUAAAUUAUAUUGGUGUGAUUGGUUAUCACAUAAUAUUUAUUCAAUAGAUAUAACAACAUUAGCAUCAUCAAUAGUUAAUCAACGUGAAUAUCCACGUGAUUAUCAAAUAGGUGAUUAUUUAUUAAAUGAUAUUAAAAUAUAUGAUGAAAAAAGACAGCCAUUUAUUGAUCAUCCAUGUAGACAUAAUAAUGGUAAUUGUUCACAUAUAUGUUUAAUAGCAAUGAAUACAUUAAGUGGUUAUACAUGUGCAUGUCCAACUGGUGUUAAAUUAAUAAAUAAUACAACAUGUGAAAAUCGUGCAAAUAAUAUUGUUUUAGUUGUACAAAAACAUAAAAUAAUUAAAGUAUCAUUAGAUACAAAUGAUUAUACAGUAUUUGUAUUACCAUUUGUUGGUAUUAGACAUGCAAUUGCAAUUGAUUUUGAUCCAGUUGAUGAAAUGGUUUAUUGGACAGAUGAUAUUGCACAUGCAAUAAAACGUGCAUAUUUAAAUGGUACUGGACAACAAGAUAUUAUUAAAUUAGAUAUUAAAAAUCCAGAUGGUAUUGCUAUUGAUUGGAUUGCUAGAAAUUUUUAUUGGUCAGAUACUGGUACAAGUAGAAUUGAAGUUGCUAGAUUAAAUGGUACAAGUAGAAAAAUAAUAAUUGAUAAAAAUUUAGUUAAACCAAGAGCAAUAUCAUUAGCACCACAAUUAGGUUGGAUGUUUUGGACAGAUUGGGAUGAUUUUAAUCCAAAAAUUGAAAGAUCAAAUCUUGAUGGUAGUAAUAGAAAAAUAUUAAUAUCAAAAGAUGUUAAAUGGCCAAAUGGUGUUGCAUUAGAUAUUGAAAAAAAAAAAUUAUACUGGUCUGAUGCAUCAUUUGAUAGAAUUGAAGUAUGUAAUAUGGAUGGUAGUGAUAGAAAACAAAUAUUAAGUGAUAAUUUACCACAUAUAUUUGGUUUAAGUAUACUUGGUGAUUAUCUUUAUUGGACUGAUUGGCAAUUACGUAGUAUUGAACGUGUUAAUAAAUUAACUGGUUUAAAUAGAACAACAAUUGUUAAUCAAGCAUCAGAUGUUAUGGGUUUAAAAGCAGUAAAACUUGGUCAUGUACAGGGUACAAAUCCAUGUGCUAUUAAUAAUGGUGGUUGUAGUCAUUUAUGUUUAAAUAAACAUGGUAAUAAUUAUAUUUGUGCAUGUCAAAUGGGACAAGAAUUAUCUGUUAAUAAUAAAACUUGUAUUGUACCAGAUGCAUUUUUAUUAUUUUCUAAAAAAGAUAAAAUUGGUAGAUUAAGUAUUGCAAAUCCAAUACCAGAUAAUGAUGAUAUAAUACCAAUUGAUGGAAUUAAAGAAGCAAGCUCAUUAGAUUUUGAUAUUGCUAUGAAUAAAAUAUAUUGGACUGAUACAAUAGCUGGUUCAAUAUCACGUGCAUUUAUAAAUGGUACUGAUAUUGAAAAAGUUGUUGAACUUGGUUUAAAAUCACCUGAUAGUUUAGCAAUUGAUUGGAUAUCACAUAAUAUUUAUUGGACUGAUAUUGAAACAAAAAGAAUUGAAGUUAUGAAAAUUGAUACUGAUUAUAGAAAAAUAAUAAUAUGGGAAAAUUUAAUAAAUCCACGUUUUUUAAUAAUUGAUCCAAUACAUGGUUUUAUUUAUUGGAGUGAAUUAUCAGAUACAGAUAAAGGUUUUAUUGCAAGAUCAAAACUUGAUGGUACAUCACGUGAAAUAGUUGUAUCAAAUACUGGUAAAACUCAAGGUUUAACUAUUGAUCAUAAUAAUGAAAAAUUAUAUUGGGGUGAUUUAUAUAUAUCAGCAAUUGAUAGUUAUGAUAUUAAAAGUGGUAAAAGAAAAACAGUUGUAACACAAGGUAUAAUAUAUCCAUAUAGUUUAACACAAUAUCUUGAUUAUAUAUUUUGGACUGAUUGGAAUACAAAUACAAUUGAAAAAGCUCAUAAAAUAACUGGUUUAAAUAGAACAAAAAUACAUAAUAAAAUAACAGAUGUUACUGGUAUUAUUGUAUUUCAUGAAUCACGUCAAUCUGGUAAAAAUCCAUGUGCAAUUAAUAAUGGUGGUUGUUCACAUAUAUGUAUAUCAUUUAAUGAUACAUUAAAAAAAUAUAAAUGUUUAUGUUCAACACAUUAUACACUUGGAAAUGAUGAAAAAACAUGUAUACCACCUAAAAAUUUUAUGAUAUACAGUACUAAAAAUCAAAUAACACGUUUAUUACCAGAUAAUGAUGAUUGUCCAGAUGUUGUAUUACGUGAUAAAGGAUUAAGAAAUAUACAAUCAAUUGAAUAUGAUCCAGUAACACAAAGUUAUUAUUGGAUUGAUAAUAAAAUGUUACGUAAAACAUAUGAAAAUCGUUCACAAGUUAUUAUACCAAGUAAAAAAAAUUUUCAUCCAUUUGAUAUUGCAAUUGAUCCAAUUGGACGUUUAUUAUUUGUAUCAUGUUCUGGUUAUAAUACAAUAAAUGUUACAAAUAUGGAUAAUAGUAUGGAUUUAGGUGUUGUUGUUGCUAAUGAAAAAUCAAAACCACGUCAUAUAACAGUACAUUCAGAAAAACGUUUAUUAUUUUGGACAGAUAUUGAAAAUAAAACAGUUAUGAAAAGUUUAUUUGAUGGUAAUAAUAAAACAAUUAUUGCUGAUAAAUUAAAUGAAGUUGUUGGUUUAACAAUUGACACUGUUAAUAAUAUAAUAUAUUGGGCUGAUGGUAGAAAAAUUGAAUCAUCUGAUAUUAAUGGUAAAAAUCGUCGUGAAAUAAUAACUCUUGAUUUACAUGAUUCAAUUGAAUAUAUGACUGUAUUAUAUGAUUAUAUUUAUUGGUUUAAUCGUCAUAAUCAUUAUAUUGAAAGAAUCAUUAAAACAAAUGGUAAUUUAAGAAAAAAAAUAAUUAAAAAUACAUUAUCAAUAAGUAGUUUAAUUGUUGUACAAACACCAAAUGAUGAAAUUUUAGAACAACAUCCAUGUAGUCCAUUACGUAAUCAUGGUAAUUGUUCACAUUUUUGUCUUAUAAAUAGUACAACAAUGACAGCACAAUGUUCAUGUCCAAAUUAUUUAGUAUUAUCUGAUGAUAAUGUAACAUGUAGUGCACCACCAUUAUGUGGUGCUGGUUUAUUUACAUGUGCAACAAUGCAAAUUAAUGAUAGAUGUAUAUCUGAAACAUGGAGAUGUGAUGGUACUGCUGAUUGUUCUGAUAAUAGUGAUGAACUUGGUUGUUCAGUAUAUUGUCGUGAUGAUCAAUUUCGUUGUAAAAGUGGACAAUGUAUUGAAUCAUCACAAGUAUGUAAUGGUGAAAUUGAAUGUAAUGAUGGUUCUGAUGAAGAAAUUUGUUGUAAAAAACAUGAAUUUCGUUGUAAACUUACAAAUGUAUGUAUAUUACGUGAAAAAUUAUGUGAUAUAUGGGAAGAUUGUGCUGAUAAUACUGAUGAAACAGAUGAUGAAUGUUUUAUUAAAAAUAAAAUAACUGAUAAUCAUCAAAUACCAUCAGAAAGUUUACAAUUAUCAUAUAUCAUAUUAAUAUUAGUAUUAUUUUUUAUAAUUAUUGUUAUAUUUUUAACAUGUUGUUAUUGUUGUCGUAAAAAAUAUUCUGGUGAAGAUUUACCAGAUAUAUUACAUGAUUCAGCUGGUGAUCCAUUACAAAGAAGUGCAAGAAUAAAUAAACCAAUAAUACAAACUAAAAAUAGUAAUAGCAGCAGUAAUAAUAGUAAAACAUUUAAAACAAAUUUUAAAAAUAUUAAAAUGUCAGCAUUAUCAAGUAGUACUAUUGAUUGUUCAAGUUAUGAUCGUAGUCAUAUUACUGGUGCAUCAAAUUCAACAAAAGGUGGUAGUUCUGGUGGUAGUUAUCCACAUGAAACAUUAAAUCCACCACCAAGUCCAGCAACAACAGCUAAUUCAACACGUUGUUCAAGUAGUAAUGCAUCAAGAUAUAAACCAUAUAAAAAUUAUAGAACAAUUAAUCAACCACCACCACCAACACCAUGUAGUACUGAUGUAUGUGAUGAAUCAGAUAGUAAUUAUCAUUCAUCAAGAUAUAGAUAUGAAAGUCAAACAUUUCCACCACCACCAACACCAGCACCAAGAUCUAAUAAUAAUAGUGAAGCUGGUAAUAGUUGUCCACCAUCACCAGGCUCAAGAUCAUCAACGUAUUUUAGUCCAUUACCACCACCACCAUCACCAGUACCACAGUAGUACUAUUUUCAAUUUUAGGAGAGUUAAUAUUAUGACUGAAAAUCAUUUUUUUUUUUUUUUUUUUUU